This is a messenger RNA of Sphaeroforma arctica JP610, 812 nucleotides long. RefSeq lists its product as hypothetical. Gene Ontology annotation, cellular component: mitochondrion. Gene Ontology annotation, molecular function: thiosulfate-cyanide sulfurtransferase activity. The coding region runs from base 9 to 746 and encodes 245 amino acids. The transcript has a single exon. NCBI's taxonomy places the organism in Eukaryota, Ichthyosporea, Ichthyophonida. The record is from RefSeq and is a predicted model, not a curated record.
ACAAUACGAUGUUGUUUGAGGUAUCAUUCUCGACUUUGAAGUUCCUCGCCGAGCGCGAUCCGAUCUUGGCGGUCGUAUAUGAUACCACUAAUACACUUUCCCCUUCAGAAGUCGUAUUGCACAAGAGUUGGGACGGCAUCGCGGAUACAGUAGCUACCACAGCCAGUCGCCCAGGGUCAGAGUUUGCCAUCGGUAUUGUGUACACGUCAAACGACACAGAAGCAAGCAAGAAAGCACACGAGCUAGCAUCCAAGUUCCUAGACACGCACGCAACAGUUUUUGUAGGUAGUAAUUGUGAUGCGUCUGACGAAAAGGUUGUUAAUUGGAUUGACACACCCGAACUUGAUAGUAUAGUGGAUCAGACUGGCAGUAGCAACGAGACUGGUGACAUACUAAUCGAUACACGUCGACGUGAUGAACUGAAUAAUUUCGGACAAGUUCGUAAUGCAAAAAACAUUCCAGUAGAAGAAAUAUGUGAUGCCUUGGCCUUACAUGAAGGGGCUUUCGAGCGUAAGUAUGGGUUCCCACUGCCGGGAAAAUCUACCACCGUUGUAACCUACUGCAGGACUAAUCGUCGAGCCCAUUUCUGCACAUUAUUGCUGAAAGAUUUAGGCUUUACAAAUGUGAAGACCUACAAGGAAGGUGUGGUAGGUUGGGCUAAAACACACAAAGCAGAGGUCGCAGGUGCCCGAGGUUAUGACGCAUAUGAGCUGCACGAGCCUGUGCCACAAGCACACGCCAAUUGAACGUGCAGGUGCUGCACAUACUAUAGUUGGAUGUACCAACGUGUACGAAUAAAUAGUAAAACCAGA